CUUGCAGCUUCGAAGCAGACACCGGCAGGGGAAGAGGUUUUUGCUUCUGGAGUAUGACGAGGGCCGCUCUCUUCCAUUUGCUACGAUCACAAUCCAAAAAUCUCUCGCGAAGAAAUUUCCAUUCAGGUUAUCAUCUCCAACGGUCGUCAGCAUGGAUCAAUGAAAAAUGUGUACCCACCAGCAACUUUCUUUCACCGCAAAGUGCAGUUCAGAAGAGAUGGGCAUCUCAAGCUACAACAAGAGAAGACGAUAGCAAGAUCAGCAUUGGACCCCGCAGAGGACAAGAAGCUGAGGAAGAAGAAAAAGAUGUCGCUUAUGUUGGACCAAUCUCAUCGACUAUCAAGAAAGUUAAGCUUCUGUCUUUAUCUACAUGCUGCCUCUCUGUAUCGCUUGGCCCAGUCAUAACCUUCAUGACGUCGCCCGACAUGAAUGUGAUUGUGAAAGGUGCUGUUGCAUCAUCUGUGAUAUUCCUCAGCGCCAGUACCACUGCAGCACUUCACUGGUUCGUGAGCCCUUAUGUUCAUAAAAUCAGAUGGAAACCAGGUUCAGACAGUUUCGAGGUUGAGAUUAUGUCAUGGCUGGCAACUUACAUUCCUCGAACCAUUCGGUUUGCAGAUAUUCGACCACCCGAAACAAAUCGUCCCUUUGUGACAUUCAAGGCUAAUGGGAGCUUCUACUUUGUAGACAAAGAGCACUGUCAUAACAAGGCUCUAUUAGCUAGACUGACUCCUCAGCAACAUGAAUCAGCUUUUAAAAACUUGUGAUUGUCUUAGGAGAUUUUCUUGUUUUUUCUUUUCUUCACUGAGUUGAAGGCCAAUGAGGUGGCUGAACUGAUGUCAUAAAUCAUGUACUUCCCCAUAGAUAAAUUGCUGCACAUUGUACUUUUGAGAUCAUUUUUGGCAGAAUGGUUUUUUGAACACAA
Benincasa hispida (wax gourd) is the source of this 922-nucleotide messenger RNA. RefSeq lists its product as uncharacterized. Gene Ontology annotation, biological process: mitochondrial proton-transporting ATP synthase complex assembly. Lineage: Eukaryota; Viridiplantae; Streptophyta; Magnoliopsida; Cucurbitales; Cucurbitaceae. Gene Ontology annotation, cellular component: mitochondrial membrane. The record is from RefSeq and is a predicted model, not a curated record.